Messenger RNA from Camelina sativa (false flax), 368 nucleotides. The record is from RefSeq and is a predicted model, not a curated record. NCBI's taxonomy places the organism in Eukaryota, Viridiplantae, Streptophyta, Magnoliopsida, Brassicales, Brassicaceae.
AUGUUAGCAUUGCGCCGGAGGAGAGAUGAUUCCAGAUCCUACGAAUGUGUAAUCUNCGGGUUGGUGAAUAAGGAGAAGGUUAGGGUGUCUUGGGCUGUGUUUUGUGAACCACCAAAGGAUAAGAUUGUUCUUAAGCCGUUGCCGGAGAUGGUGAGUGCUGAGUGUCCGGCUAAGUUUCCUCCAAGGACAUUUGCUCAACAUAUUGAGCAUAAGUUGUUUGGGAAUGAACAAGAGGAAUUGGUUUCUGAGAAAAAGGAUUAAGUUUGUGUGUUUGGGAAAGGAACAAGUCUUUUAUAUGUAAAACUCUAUUUAAGAGUUUCUUUGUUUUGUGUUCGUGUCACUGUGAUAUUGUAAGAAACAAAUUAUUA